This is a messenger RNA of Botrytis byssoidea, 564 nucleotides long. RefSeq lists its product as uncharacterized. The transcript has 2 exons. The coding region runs from base 1 to 564 and encodes 187 amino acids. Lineage: Eukaryota; Fungi; Ascomycota; Leotiomycetes; Helotiales; Sclerotiniaceae. The record is from RefSeq and is a predicted model, not a curated record.
AUGACAGACCCUUCCCCCUCAAAAGCCAUGGACCAAGUGGAAAUCGACCCCCUUUCCACCACCAUCGACUCCACCGCCUCCGCAAACUCCACUCCUCCCCCAAACGUAACCGCCAGUACCGCUGCUGCAAUUCCCCAAUCAAGAAUUGUCUUUGACGAAAUGCUCGCUGCAUACCAAGCCACGAGAGACGAAGACUACCACUACAACAUGAUUCCCAUUCCCGAUCUCCUCCGCCAUCUCCGCGAGCGCGGUAUCCAAGCGUCCUUCAGAGAUGCAAUGGUUCUGAUGCUUCUCGUCGAUGACGAGAACCGUGAUUUGGUAUACCAAAACUUUCAUUUCACGCAUGGGACUGCGAAUUGUUUUGUUGCGGAACGUUCUAACCUGGUGUACGAGGAAGAUUUUGGAGAAAGUGAAGUUGGAGAUGCGUCACCAGGUCGGCAUGUUCAGGCUGGUGAUGACCAAUCUGCCAAUGAGGAGGUUGAGAAGCCGGAUAUGAUGGAGGUUGAACAAGCAGAGUUUUCUUCCGACGAUUCUACUCAACAUGAAGCCCAUAAGGAGCUUUAA